Messenger RNA from Manihot esculenta (cassava), 2931 nucleotides. RefSeq names its product probable serine/threonine-protein kinase At1g09600. Lineage: Eukaryota; Viridiplantae; Streptophyta; Magnoliopsida; Malpighiales; Euphorbiaceae. Gene Ontology annotation, molecular function: cyclin-dependent protein serine/threonine kinase activity; ATP binding; RNA polymerase II CTD heptapeptide repeat kinase activity. Bases 848 to 2383 code for a protein of 511 amino acids. Gene Ontology annotation, biological process: protein phosphorylation; positive regulation of transcription elongation by RNA polymerase II. The transcript has 7 exons. The record is from RefSeq and is a predicted model, not a curated record. Gene Ontology annotation, cellular component: nucleus; cyclin-dependent protein kinase holoenzyme complex.
CGGGACCUACUGUUGCCAUUUUCUGCCACGUGGCACUGUGUGUGUUCUUGUUCUUCUCUUCCUUCCAUUUCUAUAACCAUUAUAUCACCUGACGUUCCUUUCAUGUCUCUGAUCUUAAAAAGGAAAGAUCACUCUAUUUCUUGCAUUUUCUGAUUAUUUCUCUCUUGUUUGUUUUUGUCUCUGUAUAGAAGCCAAGAAGGCAAGAAAAGAAAAGAAACAGAACAACAGAAGCCAGUUAGAGUUGUCUUAAUAUAGACCCAGAAAAAUCUCUUGGCUAAUCGCGUUUCUAGCAUCCUGAUUUCUUCCUCUAUGUUGAUUCUAUUCUUCUCUUAUCUGUCUCAUGAUUCACAUUUGCUGAUUCCAAUCCCAAAUAGCAUUGUUUUUUCUCUUGUUUUUUUUUUUUUUUUUUUUUUUUUGCAUUGAUUUGUAACCAAUUUCAUUCUUUCUGAUUAGCAGAAUUUACCAACACUAACCUAAUGCGUUAUUCAUUAUAAUCUGCCUCGCAUUUUAGAGUUUUUGACUUGAUUUUGGUUUUAGCAAUACUAUCUCUCUUUCUGUUUGUUGUUUCUUAUUCAUUGGGAUUCUGGUUUCUUGUUAAUUUGGCAAAUAGCUACAAUUUUUCUACCAUUGGACCAUUCUGUUUUUGUUAGUAUUCUUUUAAUUUGGGAGAUCUGGGGUCUCGUAGAUUCUCAAAACAGGUUUCUCUAAUGGCUUAAAUUGCCAGAUUUUUUUUUUCUUUUAGCUUGUCAUAAGUCAAGAAUUGGAAGUUUCAAGUAGUGCAAUUUGAUUGAUGAGUUUUGGGGUUUAAUGCUUGAAAGAACUGAGGUCUAUAGUAACAGUCAUCCUGAUGAGAAUACAAGAACGGUGGAGUAGAAUUACAGGCUGCAUUUGUUCGAAAGGUGCUCGAGCAAAUGAAAAUGUAGGAAAAAAUGCUGCAAGCAAACAAGCAACUAAAACUAGCAAACUUUCAGUCUCUUCUUCCAAAAGAGAUGAGGCUGCAUUAGAGGUGGAUGGCGCAACAAACCAACAUAGAAAUAACAAUGAGAGCUCUACCUUUGUACCAUCUAAUGAGGAUAACAAAAAAUCUGCAAAGACCAGUGCUCUGAAGGCAUGUAGGAUAUUGAGUCUGACCAGCGGGCAAAAAGGGGCACAUGUUAUUGCUGGUUGGCCUUCUUGGUUAACUGCUGUGGCUGGAGAGGCCAUUAAUGGAUGGGUGCCUCGAAGGGCAGACUCAUUUGAGAAGCUGGAAAAGGUUGGACAGGGAACUUACAGCAAUGUGUACAAAGCCCUUGAUCUUGAAACAAACAAAACUGUUGCAUUAAAGAAGGUUCGGUUUUCUAACAGGGAUCCGAAAAGUGUACGUUUUAUGGCAAGAGAAAUCACAAUUUUGCGAAGGCUCGAUCACCCGAAUAUCAUGAAACUUGAAGGAAUAAUUACCUCAAAGAUGUCUGAUAGUUUAUACCUUAUAUUUGAAUACAUGGAGCAUGACCUUUCAGGGCUUUUGGCGACACCAGGAGUUCAGUUCACUGAAACACAGAUUAAAUGUUAUAUGCAACAACUACUUCUUGGACUUGAACACUGCCACAGUCAUGGAGUUUUGCACCGUGACAUCAAAGCAUCAAAUCUUCUGAUUGACCAAAAUGGCAAUCUCAAGGUUGCUGAUUUUGGGCUGGCAACAUUUUUCUGUCUCCCACAAAAGCAGCCUCUAACAAGUCGUGUAGUAACAUUGUGGUACAGGGCCCCUGAGCUAUUGCUUGGUGCCACAAGUUAUGGAGUUGCUGUGGAUCUCUGGAGUACUGGGUGCGUUCUUGCAGAAUUGUUUGCUGGGAAGCCUAUUAUGCCUGGAAGAACAGAGGUGGAGCAACUGCAUAAGAUCUUCAAACUCUGUGGCUCCCCAUCUGACAGUUAUUGGGAGAGAUCAAAGCUAAAACAUUCAGCCAUUUCUAAACCGCAACAGCCUUAUAAAUGUUGUAUUUCUGAUACAUUCAAGGACUUCCCUUCAACUGCUUUGGCCCUGUUGAAUGUCCUCCUUGCAAUAGAACCGGAGGACCGUGGAACAGCUUCUUCAGCAAUUGGCAGUGAGUUCUUUACAACAGAACCUCUUCCCUGUGAUCCUUCAAGUUUGCCAAAGUACCCACCAGCCAAGGAUUUUGAUACUAAAGUUCGAGAUAAUGACAGUAGAAGGCAAAGAGGAACCGGAGGUAAACGACGUGCACUUGAAGCAAUGAAAAAGAAUUUCAGAGGAGCUAGAGCGGUUCCAGCACCAGAUGCCAAUGCAGAGUUGCCGGCCUCCACACAGAUCCGGAAAGGGCAGCCUAACACAGAAAGCAUCAGUAAACAGCACAAUCCAGCAGGAUAUGGUGGUUCUGACUUAACCUGUUGAGCCUCCUGAAAAAAAUGUCAACUCCAACUCCAAGCAGUGAACACAUCCUACAAACUUCGAAUUGUCUUGUGUUAUGAAUGUUAAUGAGCAUGAGAAUACAUUGAAUCCAUGAUGGCCAGAGGAUCAUUUUGAUCCUCAAUCUGGAUGAUUCUCCAAACGUUUAUUGAGUUUGCCACAGGGUUACUUUCAAGCUGAAGGUUGGAUGAUUGCAGGAGGAAACAUUGAGGAUAUGCUCAAAUAAUACCAGAAACAAAUCCAGAAAGCCGUCUACGAAGCACAUUCAGACAAGACCAAGACCAAUAAAGCUUACAGUGAAGUUGGACAUACAGAAUCUCUCUUAUUCCAUGGGAGAAAUGGCAGGUGACUCACCCUUGGAGUUGAAAGAUAACCAUUUAUUGAGUCAUCAGGGCACUAUUGCAGCAAUGCAUAAAAUCAGGUACUCUUACUUGAAAGGAAAAUUUAUUAUUUAGUCCUUAUAUUAUGGAAAAACUCAUUAGUUGGUUUAUUUAUUUAAAAAAAAAAACAUUAAAACGUUUUUGACAUUUUAA